AUGUCUUUGUUCAAAGCGCGUGACUGGUGGUCCACUGUGCUUGGAGAAAAGGAAGAAUUCGAUCAAGGCUGCCUUUGUGUUGCUGAUGUUGAUAACAGUGGGCAAGAUAAAAUUAUUGUGGGCAGUUAUAUGGGAUAUCUCCGAAUCUUUAAUCCACAUCCUAUGAAACCUGGGGAUGGCUUCCAAGCUGAAGACCUGCUCUUGGAAGUGCAGUUACGAGAACCGAUACUGCAGGUGGAAGUGGGAAAAUUUGUUUCUGGUACGGAAGCACUUCAUCUGGCUGUGUUGCAUUGCAGAAAACUCUGUGUGUAUGCUGUUUCAGGAAUGCUGGGAAAUGUGGAACAUGGGAAUCAGUAUCAGGUUAAACUGAUGUAUGAGCACAAUCUUCAGCGAACUGCUUGUAAUAUGACUUAUGGACCAUUUGGUGGUGUAAAAGGUAAGCUCCUUCCUGUGUAAUCUUUGUCAUUAGUUGU
This is a messenger RNA of Tinamus guttatus (white-throated tinamou), 473 nucleotides long. Lineage: Eukaryota; Metazoa; Chordata; Aves; Tinamiformes; Tinamidae. The record is from RefSeq and is a predicted model, not a curated record.